Molecule: messenger RNA, 976 nt
Organism: Raphanus sativus (radish)
Lineage: Eukaryota; Viridiplantae; Streptophyta; Magnoliopsida; Brassicales; Brassicaceae
Exons: 4
Coding region: 136-582 (148 amino acids)
Source: RefSeq, a predicted model, not a curated record
UCAGUUAAGAACGAAAAGACUUAUGGACCUUGAACAACUGUGCCAAUAUACUUGCUCUCUCUCGCUUAUUUCCAACCUCCGAAAUUCAAAUUCUCUCGUCUCUCGUCUCUCUCUCUGGGUCUCGACUCUCUAGCAAUGGCGCUUUCUGCAGCUUUCAAGGAGAGACUAGAUCAAAUGGAGUUUACCAGAAACCAACGUCUCCAUCUUCUCCAGGCGGAGAAGGAGCUACAAGUGGAAAAAUCACAGAUACUAGCAACCAAGCACGCAAGCAUACAAUCAAUAGAACGCAAAUGUUUGAUGCUCGACCAGAAAAUCGCUGCUCAGAACCUCAAGAUCACACUUCUCAGAUCUACCUUCCAAGAUCUCGAUUCCAAAUACCACUGCUCUGUUCAGCAAUUGAGGACGCUAAAGAGUGAGGUUGAAGAGUUAAAGGAGUUAGACCAAGAGAGGGAAAAGUAUUACCAGCUGAAAUGCUCUGAGAUGAACGAGUUCAUGCAGAAUGUCGAGAGGUUCAGAUCAGAGAACCGAUUACAAGUGGAGAACUUGAGGAACCAAGUCAAGGAGCUUAGCUCAAACGUUUGAGGAUAUACAUCACAAGAACAAUUAUCUGAGGAACACUAACUAAGGUAUGAUUCCUCUAAUCUUCAUCACGAAGAGAGAGAUGUGCAAAAUCAUAUAAACACGGUUUACAGGUUCACAGAGUCUGUGUGUUGAGACUUUCUAUUUGAAGUUGUCUGGAAGAGUAAAGAAUCAGUUCUCCAUCCUUAGUUUCAGCCACGAGCGAUUUAUUUCAUUUGAGCCGUGUGUUGUUAAUUUCACCAUCUAUAUUCUAUAUAGUCUUUUGUAUUGAGACAUUUUAAAUCUAUUGGUUAUAAUACCAAAACCAAGCCAUAUUCUUUUUUCAGACCACUCCUAAAACAUGUGGUUACAUAAAGAACCUUUUGUCAAUUCAUAUUGUCAAGAAUCAUUGCCUUUA